Photinus pyralis (common eastern firefly) is the source of this 2139-nucleotide messenger RNA. Its product is annotated as facilitated trehalose transporter Tret1-like. Lineage: Eukaryota; Metazoa; Arthropoda; Insecta; Coleoptera; Lampyridae. The record is from RefSeq and is a predicted model, not a curated record. The transcript has 3 exons. Gene Ontology annotation, cellular component: membrane. The coding region runs from base 56 to 1516 and encodes 486 amino acids. Gene Ontology annotation, biological process: transmembrane transport. Gene Ontology annotation, molecular function: transmembrane transporter activity.
UGUACGAACACAUUUAUCCAACUGAACCGCUUAACCAAUUCAAAACUGUUACAACAUGCUUAGAAAUGUGAAUAUGCGUGUAUUAUCACAACUAGCAGUAGUUACAGCAAAAAAUCUCCUGAUGCUCACCUCCACCAUGAGCUUCGCAUACGUCGGCGUCUUAAUUGCGUCUCUCUCACAUAUCAAUUCAGAAGAGGUAAUCUAUUUCGACGAAUACGAAACGUCAUGGAUUAGUUCAGUCGAACUUAUUGCGUCGCUAGUCGGCAGUACACUUUCCGGUAUUGUUACUGAACCGCUUGGUAGAAAGGUCUCAAUGAUGAUGUUAACCAUACCGUCUUUAAUUUCCUGGGUUUUAUUUCACUUCGCCGAUGAGAAAUGGCAGAUAUUUGCCGCGUUGACCCUGCAGGGGGUAACGAGCGGCCUCAUUGAAGCGCCUAUACUGAGCUAUGUUGCAGAGGUGACGGAACCUCAUCUUAGGGGAACGUUGUCAGCAACGGUGUUGGUCUCGGGCAGCUUCGGUUACUUCGUGGAGUUUCUUAUAGGUAGCUUACUGCAUUGGAAGUUGGCCGCCUUAGUGUCAGCAGCUAUGCCAAUUGUCGCAUUCUGCUUGUUAUCGCAGGUGCCUGAGACCCCCUACUGGCUGUUAUCGCGUAAUAAAGAAGAUGAAGCCCGAAGAAGUUUGGCGUGGCUAAGAGGAUGGACCACGAUCGCGAGUAUAGAAGAUGAAUUUCAAACCAUACGUAAAAGCUUUGAAAACCACGAAAAUAACGGCGUUGCAUCUUCAUGUGUAAGAAGAACGAAGCAAUUCGCCAGAAAAAAUUUUGUGUGGCCAUUUACCUUGGUUUCGCUGUUAUUUGCGUGGUCAAAUUUCGUGGGGGUGGGAACAUUAACUUACUACGCCGCGAUUAUUUCUGUAACACUAAAGUCACCGAUUGAUAAGUACCUUGUAACUGUACUUAUUGGUUUGUGCCAAUUCCUAGGGAGCCUAGUGUGCAUAUUUACCGUGAGUUUCUUUGGGAAGCGAAUUACAGCCUUAUUCGCUGCGUCCAGUCUCUGUGUUACUACAGGGGCAAUCGGACUGUACGCACAUCUACUAGGUGUGGUACGCCUAAACUUUGCAAGCAUUGCCUCAGAAGACCAUACGGACGACUUUGCAUGGUUUACAGUUGUCCUUUUGUGUUGUUACGGGUUUAUCAGCUACUGUGGGAUAAGGAGUAUUCCGUGGAUAUUAACUGGGGAAGUAUUUUCGAACGAGACACGUGCCGUUGCUUGCGGAUUGUCAACGAGUGUUAAUUAUUUCACUGGUUUUGUUGCCAAUAAGGUAUAUUUAAGUAUGAUUUCGAUCCUAACGCUUGCUGGAGUUUAUUGGACCUAUGCAACUAUCUGCUUUCUCGGAUUUGUAGUAAUAUAUCUGGCGGUACCUGAAACUGAAGGGAGAACAUUAGAGGAAAUUGUUAACCACUUCAAUGGUAAAGGAAAAUUGAGUAAUAAAAUGAAGUUGUCCACGUCACUCUAAUAAAGCUUGAGAUCAAUUUGAGGUUUGUGCAUUUAGUGUUUAUGUAUUUACGGGCUCCAGUUUCAGACUCGGCAUCAAUUACAGCGGAGACAUUUUUGCAAUGGAUGCAACAUUUUGUUGCUAAAGUGCGAUUUGCUCAAAAUCAAAAAGUGCUAUCGCACUUUGUAGAAUAUGCAUAAAAAUCUGGUAACAAUUCUUUCGGUGCCUCUGCACUUAACCUACAAACUUCAACUUCUAGAUAUUGUGUUAUUCGUUUUUUUGAUAUAUUUUCAGAAUCCAAAAGAAAAAUAAAAACGAAUAUGGCCAAUUCCGGUUUUUUCGAUUUCCCCAUGCUGUUCAUUCUUAUCUUGGACACACCGUAUAAUAUAUACAAGCUCUUUCAACUACAGUUUACACCGAGUUUUCGAUGUGGUGGUAACCCAAAAAUAUAGAAAAUUAAUAUCUAUGCUUAUUUUCUAUGUCAUACUUCCUGUCUGCACUGUGAACCUAAAGAGUUCAAUGGAGUAACAUUCGUGUGCGGACAAUUCGCGCCCGGACAAUUCGCACUCGGAUAAUUCGCACCCGGACAUUUCGCUCCCAGGAUAUUUCGCACUCUGGACAUUUCGCUCCCAGGAUAUUUCGCA